Molecule: messenger RNA, 2161 nt
Organism: Pocillopora verrucosa
Lineage: Eukaryota; Metazoa; Cnidaria; Anthozoa; Scleractinia; Pocilloporidae
Source: RefSeq, a predicted model, not a curated record
CAGACUUUCCCGGAGAAUCGUGAUCGUGUGGAAGCCCAAAGUCACGAGGAGGAUCCCCCAGCUAUUGCUGGUCGUGCAAGAAAAAGAGAUUCAUUUUUUUGUGGCGUUUGAGACAGACUCAAACAAGCGUAACCAGAUGGAUAGACGGUACAUGAAGUCUAUGCAAACAAAAAUGCAAGAAUGGUAUGCUAGGACUAAGCUGUCAGCACUCUGCUUUGCAUUUUGGAAAGGCCAGUUCUGGAUUGCAACAGUGCAACAAGUUCAAGCUCAAGAAAUGGCAGCUGAUGAUGACAUACCACCAGAAGACCCUGUGCAAUUUAGAGUGGUAGAUCUGAGGAAAAUGGUUGUUAGGGAAGUCAAAAAAGAUGGGAGAUCUAAGCCUGGAUGGGGAAGGAAGCAUGCAGACCAGUUUGGUGGCCUGAAGAAGUUGAGCUCACAAAGCAGCCAGCGACCACAUCUGGACAACUUAAUUUCAGUAAUGCAUUUAUACAUAAAUUGGAAUCAACAACAGCACCCUCAAGAGGUUGACAUCACAGUAAAUGGUUCUGCUCACAGUCCUGUGAUUCCCAUUCCUGUAUCAUCAGCACCAGCUUCUACUUUUAUUUCAGAUCCUCCCUCAUCUGCCCCUGAAGUUUUUGCAAGCCCCAUUUGCCCUCCUGCUCCUUCAUCAACACCUGCUGUCACCACUUCCAUUUCUGAUCCUCCCUUUGCAACUCCUGAAGGUCACGUUCAACCUUCUCUUGUAUUUGAGGACAUUGUUGAGAGGAAAUUUGGGAGUGAAUCAGUUUACUGUGGUAAUAUGUGGCAAUCUGUACUGCAAACCUGCAGUGAACUGAAUCAGAUCCAAACAUCAAAGAUGCUGCGUAUUCUAGGAAAACUGAAUGAAGACAGAUUUUCCAGCUAUGUUGACCAGUCCAUUUAUGAGCUUGGUCUGGAGCCCAUCUACUCAAGUGGGGAUGGAAACUGCUUUUAUAAUUCACUAUCCAUACUCAUGUCUGGACAUGAAAGUGACAGUGAAUUUUUUAGACUGGGUGCAGCAAUGUAUGGUCUCGCUCACUAUAACCACAUUGUUGAUGCAAAUGCGUGGCAUUUUAGCCUUUCACCAAACGAGGUUCAGGAAAUUAAAGACAAAUCCAUUCAGGAAAUUGUUGCAAAAAGUGUCCAAAGCCAAGUCUUCAAUGCCUUACAGAAUUUUACUGAUAUUGAACUCUUGCAGGUAACCUCUGCUGCCGGCUUUUUGAAGAAACCAAUACAACAGCACUGCGAACUGUCUGGGGCUGUAUGGUACAACACAAAACAAAGUCCUCCUUGUUGCUUCCAGCCAGACAGGGAAGAGGGGCCUUUUCACAUCAUCUGGCUGCCACUUACAGGACAAGGAAACACCUUCAACCAUAUAUGCCCCCUUCUGCCAUGGAAGUGUGUUGCAUUAGAUGCUUUCUUGUGCGUGUUUUGGCGAGGAUUUAACACCCAACAUUCAAGUCGCAAUGAGAUGGUGCAGUGCCUUACCUGCUUUGAGUGGUACCACUGCGUUUGUUUGGGCAUUUCUCUCGAAGAGGCCAAGGAUUCCACCAUAGUGGAUUGUGGCUGCACGUUGCCCCACCCAUAUCGGAGCCACGACAUAUCGGUGUACUCAAACCAAGGUGGCAUUCUACGGUUUCUAGCGAAGGCGUAUUUGAAGGCCGAGCGCAUGACAGCAGUUGCAAUGCCUAUCAUUGCUUCACUUACGAAAGACCUUUCCCUACAGACCCGGCUCUUUAUGGAUGUGAUGCUACCAGAAGUAUUGUAUUUGAAAUUGUUUCUAGAACGGCACGGCUUAUGGAGCAUAAUCAAGUUCAUCAUGGAAAAAGAGGAUCUCAAUUAUUUUAGAGCUUCAAUUUUCUUUCAAAAUAGUCUUGUUUCGGCAGCAACUUCAUAGAUAGUUUUAGGCUCACUUUGCCAAACAUAAUUGUCGGUUUUAUUACAUCAUCAUGACAAACCACAUAUCAAAUUGUGGUCAGCAAUACAUUGGCGAAAGUUUUGAUCCAGGUGCUUCAGGAAAUUAAAUCCAGUCCGCUCUUAACUUCGCGUAUUUUAUCGUGUACUUUCUUAUGUUUGAUACAAAUAGUGCGGUGGUUUAGUUAUUGAAAACCCUUAAUAACAGGAAUAAAUUUCAAGAAAAUAA